This is a messenger RNA of Rotaria sp. Silwood2, 849 nucleotides long. The record is from the annotation of a GenBank genome assembly. NCBI's taxonomy places the organism in Eukaryota, Metazoa, Rotifera, Eurotatoria, Philodinida, Philodinidae.
AUGUUGACAAGAAAUAACAGUAAUCCAUUUAUUCGUUUAAAUAUAAUUGAUAAAUCUUCACUAUUAACAUCAAAUAAUCGACAAAAACAAGAACAUCUAUGUAUAUUUGAUUGUCAAUUUAUAAUACCAUUUGAUGAACCAUUACUCGAACCUUCAAAUUGUCGUGAACAGGUAACAUCAAAUGCAUGUGAAGUUUAUAUUAGAAUGGAUUUUAGUUUGAAUUCUACAUAUUUUGUAUUUUUGAACGAAACACUUAAUCUAACUAUUGACAAUAUUCGUCUAGACACCGUUUCUGCAGAAAUAUUAGGUUUUGAAUUUGAUGAUAGAGCAUUAUAUUAUAUUAUUCAAUACCAAUGUUCAAAUGGUAAUAAAUGUGAAUGGAAUUAUAUAAUAGAAAAUAUUCCUCGUCUAAUUGUAACUAAUUAUCUACCACUUUAUGAUUCAUUAUCACGAUUAAUUUAUAAUGAAAAUCCUGAAACAAUGGCUUCUCAUUGUUAUUCCUCGGAUGAACUAACUGAAUGCUCAAGUGGUAUAUGUGAUUUUUCUCAAUUUCUUGAUCCGGAAAAUUUUACAUUAAUUAGUACUCGUCAAUGUUUAAUGUCUGAUACACCGAAGAUUUAUUUUGGACGAUACCGAUAUACACCUGGUCCAAUGAAAUAUGAUUUUGAUUACCUUUAUUUUGUAUGUAAUAUAAAUGAAUGUAAUAGUCCGGAGAAUGAACUUGCUAUUAAAAGUUUAAUUGGAUUUAACGAUAAUACAAAUCUUGGGUUGAUUAAAACAGGAUACUUAUAUCCAGUAUUUAGUAUGUAUUUUAUUAUUUCAUUAUUAAUAAAGAAUUGUUUAAUUUAA